Molecule: messenger RNA, 533 nt
Organism: Ascoidea rubescens DSM 1968
Lineage: Eukaryota; Fungi; Ascomycota; Saccharomycetes; Ascoideales; Ascoideaceae
Gene: MMS2
Product: E2 ubiquitin-conjugating protein MMS2
Exons: 2
Coding region: 50-469 (139 amino acids)
Biological process (GO): DNA damage tolerance; protein K63-linked ubiquitination
Cellular component (GO): nucleus
Source: RefSeq, a predicted model, not a curated record
CGCUGAUAAGUCCUCCUUUUAAUCACUUUCAUUGACUAAUCAAAUUAAAAUGUCUGCUAAGGUACCAAGAAGUUUUCGAUUAUUAGAGGAACUAGAGAAAGGCGAAAAAGGGCUAGGUGCUGAAUCUUGUUCAUAUGGUCUAGCUGACAAUGAUGAUAUUUCGAUGACUCAUUGGAAUGGAACUAUUUUAGGUCCUCCACACAGUGUUCAUGAAAAUCGUAUUUACAGUCUUUCUCUAGAAUGCAAUCAAGAUUAUCCAGAUAACCCUCCUAUUGUUAGAUUUAUUUCAAAAAUUAACUUGCCUGGUGUGAGUAAUAUUAACGGUGUAAUUGAUUCCAAAAAGUUUCCAAUGCUAAAGAAUUGGAAAAGAACAUAUACAAUGGAGAUGCUUUUGUUAGAAUUAAGAAGAGAAAUGGGCUCGUCUUCGAAUAAAAGAUUGAGUCAACCUUCCGAGGGCUCAACAUAUUAAGGAAAUUAACUGUCACAACAGUAAAUUGAUAUUUUUAUUUUUAUUUUUAUUUUUCGUAUCCUGC